Macrosteles quadrilineatus (aster leafhopper) is the source of this 4289-nucleotide messenger RNA. RefSeq names its product TBC1 domain family member 25-like. Gene Ontology annotation, molecular function: GTPase activator activity. Lineage: Eukaryota; Metazoa; Arthropoda; Insecta; Hemiptera; Cicadellidae. The transcript has 10 exons. Gene Ontology annotation, cellular component: autophagosome. The record is from RefSeq and is a predicted model, not a curated record. The coding region runs from base 245 to 2581 and encodes 778 amino acids. Gene Ontology annotation, biological process: activation of GTPase activity; regulation of autophagosome maturation.
UUCUCUGUCAGUCAGUCAUGGAUGCUUUCAGAACUCAUAGGUUAAAAUAAAUUUAAAUAAUGAUUUUGUUUCUCUACAGGUAAUUCUGUGUUUAACAGUUAAAAUGUAGAUAACUGUCUUGGAAUUCUUUCCAUGAUGUUUUAUCCUAGAGAUAUUGAUCUGGGUUUUAGAUUUUAUUACUUGCAUUCAAAUUGCAUACACACCAAUAUUAGCCUAAUGCACCCAGGAAAAGAAUAAAGACAAAAUGGCAAACACUUCAAGUCCAUUUGGCUACAGAAGAGAAGCAGUAAGAGUAAAAGUGAUGAAAUGUGAAGGUGUAUUGCCUCCGGAGUAUAGGAAGUUCAGUGUAGACCCUCAAAUCACUUCAUUUGAAGUGCUGCAAAGUAUUCUAGCAAAAGCAUUCGAUAUUAAAGGCGACUUUACUGUGAGGUAUAGAGUGGUUGAUGACUAUAAACAAGAAACUUACAUUUCAUUGUUGUCGGACUGGGACUUGGAUGCGGCAUUUCUCAGCUCAUCGGAGCCUCAUCUAGACCUUCGUGUGGACUUAAAGCCGUUCUCAGAGUCCCGUGAGUGUGAGGAAUGUUGGGUAGAGAGUUCCAACCCAGAACCUCUACCAGCCGAGAGCAGACAGACUCGACUACAGGGACUUAUCAUGAACCACGUUGAGAGGACUUUUAACAUGGUACAGAGGGCGUUGAACUUGGUUGAAGAACAAACAGCGUCGUUUGCACCUGCCCCUAGCAGUAUCCCUCCCCGCCCUCCACUCACGGACGCUGAGUUCCGCACAUUCCUAGACCCGAUCGGACAAGUGGUGCGAGAUAAGGAACUAAGAGCAGUAAUUUAUUUCGGAGGAAUUGAACCGAGUCUCAGGAAGGUUAUCUGGAAGCACAUUUUAAAUGUCUACCCAGAAGGUAUGUCAGGAAAAGAACGAAUGGACUACAUGAAAAGAAAAUCUGCAGAAUACGAGAAACUUAGAGAUACCUGGAGAGAAAUGCUGAAAAAUGGCCAGAUGGUAGGAGACUUGGCUUAUGUCACCAGUAUGGUACGCAAGGAUGUUCUGCGAACAGACAGACACCAUGUGUUUUACGCAGGAAGUGAUGACAACAAAAACAUAGCUGCUCUCUUCAAUAUUUUAACAACGUACGCUCUCAAUCACCCGGCCGUCAGCUACUGUCAAGGCAUGUCAGAUCUUGCGUCUCCGCUGUUAGUCACGAUGAAUGACGAGGCUCAAGCGUACAUCUGUUUCUGUGCGCUGAUGAGACGACUCGCUCCCAACUUUCUGCUCGACGGUAUCACUAUGACUCAGAGGUUUCAACAUCUAGCGGAGGGCCUUAUGUAUUACGACAACGCUUUCUACUCAUACCUCAAAUCACAUCAGGCUGACGAUCUGCUUUUCUGCUACCGUUGGCUGCUGCUUGAAAUGAAGCGAGAGUUUGCGUUUGAAGAUGCGUUGAGGAUGCUGGAAGUGAUGUGGAGUUCUCUGCCACCUUCGCCUCCAGAGAAGGAGAUCAAACUGUUUGAUCAGGAGUUUCUCGGAACUCCCCCUCCUCCGAGUCCUCGACCUAGGGAGAACGCUUACACAAAGAUCUGCGCUCUGCGACGACAAACUUCCGGGGCAUCACUCAGUCUCGAUGAAGGCAUUAGCUUAAAAGCCAAACACGCCAAACAACCAAAAACACGACCUUUCAACAGCCUUGACGAGGCAGCUUUGGAGAAAACACAAGAAGUUGAAAAGCCUCCUUCUGGCCGUGUAGUUAAAAACCUGAACGAGUUCCUCAGUUUCGAUAAGAGUGGCAAACUCAAAAAAGUUAACACAAAUGCUGAGAAAAAGCGAGAAAGCGAGGAUGACGGAAGUUCUCCGGAUGAUUCGACGGAGUAUUUUCCGAUGACAACUUCUAUGACGAGAGAGUUGAGGUUGGAAUUGGAGAGUUUGGACAGACACGUGUUUGGGAGCGACAAACGGAAUCCAAUGCUCGGAGACGAGGUGUUUGUGUGGGAGAAUCCUUUGAGAACAGCUACGACGCCCGAUGAACAAACAGAGCUAGAAAUGGACGUGACUGUCGGGGAAAUAAUAGAAACAGAUGGAAGUUCCGUUAAAUCUGUUACACCAAUUAGAUUGUUGAAAAAACAUGAGAGUGAUACAACUACUUCUUCCAGAACUGAAAGUCCCUUGGACAACAGCCUGUCCAGUGACGGAACUUCGAGUCUGCUGGCUCGGAGAAAACAAACUUUAGAAGAAAUAAAUACAAACGUGAAUGGAAACGUCUCCUCAGUGUCGAGGCCUUGUGACGAUCUCAAUUCUGACAUUAGUGAUUCCGUUAAAGCGAAAGGGAGUAAUUUGCUUCCACGCCCGGACGUUUUCGGAGGUGGUAAUCCAUUUCUUAUGUUUCUUUGCAUUACAGUUUUGCUGCAACAUCGAGAUCUAAUUAUGCGAACUGGGAUGGACUACAAUGAAAUGGCAAUGCAUUUCGAUAAGAUGGUCCGUAAACACGAUGUCAACAAAGUGUUAAACAUGGCUCGACAGAUGUACGCUUCUUAUUUGAAACAACAUAGUGAUAUCCAAUCACACCUCAGUGUAUGAUUUAACAUAUCUGAUUUUAACUGAUUAUCCAAAGACUGGUCCUUUUUGAUCUGUUGUUAUUGUUUACUCAUUCAUUGAAAUUUUUCUCAAAGAAUAUUGUAGAAUUCCCACCAACGUAGAUAAAUUUGUAUUAUUACACCACAAGUGCUUUUUACCACCAAUAUUUUUACCAGACAAUAAAAAUCAUCCACAUAAUCAGAAAAUAAUUUUUUUACUAAUUAAUAAUAAGCUAAAAAUAUCUGACAUAACAUGUGUCUUGUUUCAUCCCAAAAAAAGUAAAAAUAUAAGUUUUUCCCAACUCAAAAAAUAACCAAUGUUAAUAGGCCUGCCAGCUGAAUAUUUUACAUCGGGUGGACCGAUUGCUUCUAGGUGUCGAGAUUGCUUCGGCAAAAAUCUCAAACAAACAAACAGUAUAUAACAUAAUUUUAACUCCCUUUACCAGGCUUACGUUUAACAAAUGACUACUAUGUUACAAGCAUAUAAUCUCUUUGAGAUAAAAGAUAAUAAAACACGUGAAGGGUAAAAAUAAUACGACUAAACGUGAGUAUAUUUUCCAGAAAAGACCAAAAAAUACAUUCCAUUAUUCCAUAUGAAACAUUUUAGUUAGUCAAGAGUAAUGUUCUAUUAUAUUAAUUACGUUUAAUCCUAUAAUGUAUACUAAAAUAGUUGUGUUCAACAAAUUAAAGUUUGGUUUUAUCAAGCUGCGCACAUUUAUAAGCAUUUAAUAGAUUUUUAAAGGAUUCAACAGCACACAAUUAAUAAUUAAGAUACUGUAUGGUUAUUUUUUGUAACCUUUCCCGGUGAACAUAUAAUCCUGAUUACAAAACUCAGUAAUUUUUUUUGUCAAUUGUAAUAUUUUCAAACUAGUUGCACAGUAAAUUAUUGUGAUUGAAAUUAAUCACAUUGUAGGUUAGAAAUAGUUUGUAAAUAGUAGCUUACACAUUGUAGUUUAUAUGAUUAAUGAGGCUUAGGUAUGUAUAGAUCUCCGAUGUAUAUUUCUCAUAAUAUCAUUAGUUAGUUGAUCCUUUUUACUUGCUCAAAGUUGGCAAUAAUUUUGCAGGGAUGGUUGUAUGAUUAUAAAUUCGAUAUUAGACCAACUUGCUUUAGGCUUAGCUUGACGAUAUAAACAUCUUAGCCUGUAGAAUGCAGAUGCUUGAAUCAAUGAAUCUAUGAUUCUCUGUUUACAAUACCGGUUAAUUCAGAAAAAUAUUUUUAACUCAAAUAGUACUAUAGCACUGUUUUGUGAUUUUAGUAAAUUUUUACAAUGUUGAGAAAGAAACGUUUUACUCUAGUUUAUUAGUAUUGUACUUAAUUUUGUGAUUAUUAUUGUAAAAGAGGAAAUGCAUUGCCUACUGAUGAAAAGUCUUGUGAUAGAGAAAUUGUUCCAAAUAUUAAGUUUUAGCUCUAAUUUAAGUUCUGUUUUUGUGUAUACUAUUUUAUUGCCUUUAAUUAUGGAAUAUUAACUAAUUUAGUAUAUGAGUGUUGUUUAUGAAGUAAAGAAUACAUUCGAUUUGAGUUCUAAGACCUCUGAAACUAAGUUUGCAUCUGACAAAUUCAUGCUUAGUAUGAUUCAAUACCUUAUAAGUAUUUGACAUCUUUGGUACUAUUGAUUGUUUGAAUCCGGCUGAUUUAAACCUACCUCAAGUCCACUUAGCUUGAAAGUGUAAAUGAUAUGUCUAUCAAAAAAAACUUUGUCUACAUUCCCAAA